This is a messenger RNA of Microplitis demolitor, 4134 nucleotides long. Its product is annotated as ankyrin repeat and BTB/POZ domain-containing protein 3. The coding region runs from base 74 to 4120 and encodes 1348 amino acids. Gene Ontology annotation, molecular function: protein heterodimerization activity. Lineage: Eukaryota; Metazoa; Arthropoda; Insecta; Hymenoptera; Braconidae. The record is from RefSeq and is a predicted model, not a curated record. The transcript is spliced from 7 exons.
UGCUACUGUACCGAUAAGAUCAAAUAUUACUACCAAUACUGAUAACGAUCUGACAUGAAAAGUCGUAAAAAAAAUGUUGGAACGUAUUAACAAAAAUUGUUUAUCGGACUGCAAGUGCGGGCUCUGCAGAGAACUCAAGAGUUCGGAUCUGCCGGAAAUCUCGAAGGCCUUCAGACCAAUGGACAGCACAAAUUUUAUUUUACGCCGGGCUCUGCCCUUUGUUAAACGGGUGCCUUCAAAGGAGUGGCAGGAAGCGACAAAGUUUGAUGACUACGAGAGCAUGUCGACUUUGGAGGACAAAACAAAACUACGCAGUCCCAGUUCCAGUCCUGGUACCGAUCCAGGCAGAGGUUUGACAUCUAGCUCGAGGUGUUGUUCGAUGAACGAAAUAAAAAUGGACUUUAAAAUAAAACCGACACGUCCAGCUCCACCUAGACCCGGCUCAGAUGUGACUGAUAAUAAAGUUGUGAUUUAUUGUGGUGACGAUGAGAGACAGAUCAGCAGGAGUCAGUCCUGCUGGUCGUUGAGGGAAGAUAGUAAUUGUGGGGAAGAGACACGGGAAAUUGUCGUUCGCGUUACUCCGAGCAGGGAAGAUGUUCUGAAGAUCGAAGAAGAUGAAACGAAGAUCGAAGACUACUGGUCACUGCCCGGUGACACUACGGGUUUCAAGGCUGACUGGAGUUUCGUUCAACAGUGGAGGUUGCGAGGACCCAGCGGCGCUAAAGAUGUCUACUGUCCCCCCUAUGGAAAAGACAGCCCAGAGUCACCACGAGCUGAGCUAGACGUUCACCCUCACCAGCAUCAUCAUCUGAGCAUAAAUGAGCUCCAGAGAAGACCAGAGUGCGCGGGAAGCUCGUCUGACGAGAACCGGUCUUCAGGUCACGCAAGCAUGUCCGACACCGGAGGGCACAGCAGCAGCUCUCCGCCCCACCGACACAGGAGCAACAGCCCCCAGCAGCUGAACUCGGUCCCAGAGGACGACAGAUUUUCAGCUUCAGUGACCCAGAGGAAUGGACGGAACCGUGGGCAGAGUCGUAACCGGCACCGAGCAACUCCCGCCAAAUUACAAGUGCCCUGGUCUGGUUCCGGGCUAGAGGACAUAAAACUAGCAAUCCAACAGCUGACAAUGCGUUCCCACACAUCGACCUCCACUUACUCAUCACUCAGCGGGUCUGAGAGCUCGGAACCCGCCGUCAGACGGUUGAUGCGUCACUCGAGCCUGGAGACCAUCAACACCAACGUCACCAGCGCCGACGAAUUCGUCUGGGUGGACUCCCACAACCGGCUGGUGGAGCUUCAGCACCUGCCCUGGACACACCACGACGUUCUCAGGGUACUACAGAAUGGGCGAACCCGUGAGCACAUGGACCAGGUCUCCAUGGAAACGAUUCCGCGGCUGAGUUACCUGCUGCAACGAGCCCUGGUCCGGGUGGGCAGGGAAAUUCAACGGCUAUCACGGACCUUAGGCCUCUGCAGCAAACACGAGGUCUACAGCGCACUGAAGAUCGUCUUCUGCCCAGCACUGGCUGACUCCUGCACCAAAGCCUGUUUAAGGGCAGCUGCCAUGUGCGCGGUGUCUGGAGAUCAGCUGAAGCAGUCCAAGUCCUCGAGGUCUGGACUGCAGCUGCCCGUGGGUCGGUUCCUGCGCUGGAUGUCGGAUGUCAAGCUGGGCAGAAUGAUCCAUGAGUAUGCAGCAAUUUACCUGACGGCGGGGAUGGAAAAUCUUCUGGAAGAAAUUCUGCUGCAGUGUCUGCCCACCGACGCGCAUGUCACGCUCACGGCGACGAUGCUCGAGCAUGCGAUCGCCAACAAUGGUGACCUCUGGGGUCUGCUGCAGCCGUACGCGCACCUGAACGCGGGCAGAAUAGCCUCGGGGGCAUUGGCGAUGCCCCGAUGGGCCAGUGUCAGUUCCUUGAACUCCUCGAACUCCUCAAGAGGCAGUAAGGAUGCGUUGGGAGCAAACUUGGAACCCUCGCUGCUCACUACCUGCGUAGGCUCGAUGACGGAGUUACUGGACCUGGUUGCUAAGGUCGCGCACGCUGGGAAAUGUCCAGUACCGCUGACCAACAAGGCCCUGAAUGCUCUGUUCUACUACAUGAGAUGUUCACAGCUGGAACAUGGGGAGCGAAGUUCAGGAAUCCAGGAACUGGCCUACGAACGAGCAUACGUGGUUCUGCCCCCGUUGAUUGAGUGGCUGAGGGUCUCAACUGCCCAUGCUGAGUAUCGUCACGGCUACGUCGUGGACCAUGACGACAUCAGUCAAGCUGCGAGGCUGCUACUUCCAGGUGUCGACUGCCCAGUGAGACCCAUUUGCUUCGAAGAAGUGACCUUGAGUCGGCGGGCAGACGACAACGAGUACGUGCGCCGAUUAACUCUGGACAUGGCCUUCAAGAUGCUGACCAGUGGUCGCAUUGAGUUGAUCAGCCAGGCGCUGCCCCUUCUGCCCGCGGCGAAAAUCAAUACAGUAAACGACUGCGGGUUUACUGCCCUCAUGCUCGCGUGCAUUGUCAACAAUGAGAUCGCGGUGACUGCCCUCUUGGACGCUGGGGCAGACCCAAAUGUCGAAAGUCCAGUCCCGGUCAAUUCAGUCCCAAUAAAAGGGGCCUGUCCAUCCAGACGACUGUCCAGUCCCAUGUCAGUUAAAAGUAUGUCAUAUCUGCCCACGUCCAGUCCCAGUUCCCAGAACACGAGUGGGCAGUUGGUUAACCAGAGCUUCAAUGCUGAGACCCAGCACUGGACUGCCCUCACAUACACGGCCAUCUUAGGACACUGCAACAUCGCAAGGAUUUUGUUGGAACGAGGGGCAGCCGUUGAAGGUGGUGCCAAAAUUAGUGAGGACAAGUGCACAGUUACGCCCCUGCAAGCUGCGACUGCGACGGGCAGCCAUGAAAUGGUCGCACUGUUACUGGCCCAUGGGGCCCAGCCUUUUCUGUCCACGAUUAUGAAGGACAGCUUCAGCUACUCUGGUGCUGCCCAACGUGGAUGCUACAGUGCGAUCUCUGUGGCGACUGCCCAUGGACAGCGGGGGUGUCUGCACCAGUUGCUGUCCCACCCACUGAAUUUUUCUGCUAAGCGAGAUGAAAAAGAGGUUCUGUCGCUAGAGGAGAUUCUGGCAGAAGGAAAUCCGGGUGUGCCUGCCCAGAUGGACAAGAGGGGGUUCAAGGACAAAGAGCCGGUUUUUAAUAAGGCCCAGAACAAGGCGCUGCAGGAAGCGAUGUACCAUAGUGCGGAGAGCAACCAUCUGGACAUUACCAUGGAGCUGAGGGGUUUGGGGGUCAGUUGGAGCCUCCAUUGCUGGAUGCACAGUCUGGCGACUGCCCAUGAGAUGAGAAUCGAACCGGUCAUUGACCAGCUGCUGCAAGAUUUUCUCCAGGUCUGCCCAGAUGAUUAUUCGAAUCAGUUUGUCCAGGAGUGCUUGCCACUGCUGUUCAAUAUUUUUAGAUACAACAAGAAGGAGGGAACUACUUUACUGCUAGCGGAUAUUUUUUGCAACUGCUUCGGCUGGGAGCCGAUAAAACCGAUUAGAGACACCACGCUGCCCAGUGGGUCACGAAUCGACCCCAAGUUUGUCAACAACCCUGAGCUGAGUGAUGUACAAUUUCGUGUAGAGGGCAGAGUUUUCUAUGGACACAAAAUUGUUCUCAUCACAUCCUCGCCGAGGUUCAGGAACAUGCUCAGUUCUAAGUUGUGUGAGGGAAAUCCGCCGAUUGUCCAGAUCAAUGAUAUAAGAUAUCAUAUUUUUCAGAUGGUAAUGGAAUUUCUGUACCACGGAGGUUGCGCAAGCCUCGAAGUAAAUCAGAGCGAUGUCUUAGAGUUGAUGGCUGCCGCAAAUUUCUUCCAAUUAGACGGAUUAUUGCGCUACUGCGAAGCUCAAUGUUCAUCGAUAAUUGACCUCGACAACAUCGUCUCCAUGUAUAUUCACGCAAAAGUUUACAACGCAAACCAACUGCUUGAAUACUGCCAAGGAUUCAUAUUACAAAAUAUGGUAGCACUGAUGACUUAUGACGACUCUGUAAAACGUUUACUAUUCGCUAAAAAAUUACCAAAUCACGAUGUACUUGCCGGUUUACUUACGACUUUACAAUUGCGAAUUAAAUCACGUAAACAAUAUAAAAAUUAAUUAAAGACUUGAGA